AUGAAUUGGACGACGAAUUUUGAAUUAGAUGAUUAUAAUAAAUCAAACGAAACCUUAAUUGAUAAUUAUGUAUCGUAUGAAGUCAGACCUGAAACGUAUAUCGUACCAAUUUUAUUUUUUAUUAUAUUUGUGAUAGGAACGUUGGGUAAUGGAACUCUCAUACGAAUUUUUGUUAAUCAUAAAAAUAUGAGAACGGUGCCUAAUACUUACAUAUUUAGUUUAGCUUUGGGUGAUUUAUUGGUUAUUCUCACAAGUGUUCCUUUUACUUCGACGGUUUUCACCGUUGAAUCAUGGCCGUUCGGUUUGUUAAUCUGUAAGAUUUCCGAGAGUGCAAAAGACGUGAGCGUUGGCGUAUCCGUUUUUACUCUGACAGCACUCAGUGCAAAUAGAUUUUUUGCUAUUGUUAAUCCUUUGAAAAAAUUCAACGCUUCCGGUUACAGGAAAAGAGCGACGGCAUAUACGGUUGUGACAAUUGCAAUCAUUUGGUUUUUAUCAAUACUAUUGGCAACACCUGCCGCAAUGUUUUCCUUUCUUAAAGAAAUACAAAUAACCAAAGAUAGAACAAUACAAGUGUGUUAUCCGUUUCCGGAAGAACUUGGCAGUUGGUAUCCGAAAACCGUUGUAAUGACUCGGUUUAUCGCCUACUACGCACUUCCGCUUUUCGUGAUUGCUUUUUUUUACAUUCUCAUGGCGAGACAUCUCGUGCUGAGCACUCACAAUUUGCCUGGCGAAUCGGGAAGACAGGCUCGAGCACGAAAAAAAGUUGCUAAAAUGGUUUCGGCGUUUGUUUUUAUAUUCGCCGUUUGUUUUCUUCCACACCACAUCUACAUGUUGUGGUUUCACAACAAUCCGAAUUUCAACAGAGAUUACAACGCGUUUUGGCACGCUUUAAAAAUCAUCGGUUUUUCACUUUGUUACAUAAAUUCAUGCAUAAAUCCGAUUGCGUUGUUUUGCGUGAGUGGAACUUUUCGUAAAUAUUUUUACAGGCAUUUAUUUUGCUGUUGUAAAACUUCAGUGUCGAGAUCUCCAAGCUUGAGUUUGAAAACUCCAAGAAGAACGGGUACUUUUACAACAUCUGUAAGCAGAAGGAGUGAAAAUAAAACAUUGAUUUACAAUGGUCAAAAUAAAUUUAAACAUAAUGCAUCUUCUGAAGUUACCGUAACUACUUUUAUGAAUGGUACAAAAUGCACCGAUGAUAUUCGUUGCAUGAAUUAA
Molecule: messenger RNA, 1215 nt
Organism: Pediculus humanus corporis (human body louse)
Lineage: Eukaryota; Metazoa; Arthropoda; Insecta; Psocodea; Pediculidae
Product: class A rhodopsin-like G-protein coupled receptor GPRgrp, putative
Exons: 3
Coding region: 1-1215 (404 amino acids)
Biological process (GO): G protein-coupled receptor signaling pathway
Cellular component (GO): membrane
Molecular function (GO): G protein-coupled peptide receptor activity
Source: RefSeq, a predicted model, not a curated record